Messenger RNA from Papaver somniferum (opium poppy), 594 nucleotides. RefSeq lists its product as uncharacterized. NCBI's taxonomy places the organism in Eukaryota, Viridiplantae, Streptophyta, Magnoliopsida, Ranunculales, Papaveraceae. The coding region runs from base 1 to 594 and encodes 197 amino acids. The record is from RefSeq and is a predicted model, not a curated record. The transcript has 2 exons.
AUGAGGAAAAUGCAAGAACAUUUCAUCGCCCUAGAAGAAAUUCAGGAAGAGUCAAGGGAUAGGGGAGUACAAGAGGCUUGUGUGGUGCCCGAGUCGACAUCGGACGAUAUUCAAAGGCUGCCCGAGAAGAGACCGAGCCCACGUACGCGAGGAAAUGGGAAGAAGGAAUGGGUGGCUAAAGGAAAGAGGCCGAGUUUUGAUGGGACCGUAACCAUCCCAAAGAGCGAAGUAACUUUAAGGGUAUCGGAUGGAGGUGGUUACCUAGAUACUUUAACCACAUUCUGUGUGGUUGAUGUCGCCUCGCCCUAUGAAGUUAUAAUCGGAAGACCAUGGAUCGCGGGAAUCAAAGGAGUGGCAUCGGCCUAUCAUCAAAGGCUACGAUUCCCAACAUACAAGGGGAUAGCUGAGGUUGUAGGAGAUCCACAGGCAUCCCGACAGUUCAUGCAGGUCGAUGCCCAGAUAAAUGAGGAGCGGCGAGCACGACAAAGGGGAGAGAAGAAAAGAGCUAAAGAAUCCAAAGUCGCGGAAGAACUGGAAAGAGUUAUUUCGCAGGCGGUCAUGACUUACGAAGCACAAGGAAACGAGCCUUCAUAG